Molecule: messenger RNA, 2834 nt
Organism: Orbicella faveolata
Lineage: Eukaryota; Metazoa; Cnidaria; Anthozoa; Scleractinia; Merulinidae
Product: diencephalon/mesencephalon homeobox protein 1-B-like
Biological process (GO): regulation of transcription by RNA polymerase II
Molecular function (GO): DNA-binding transcription factor activity, RNA polymerase II-specific; RNA polymerase II transcription regulatory region sequence-specific DNA binding
Source: RefSeq, a predicted model, not a curated record
CUUGUCAUCGCCAGUAAAAAGCCCAUUCAUCUUAACAGCAAAGAGAAUUUCUAUUAACAUCAAACACAACAGCAAUCGUUUGUUUCCUUCCACUAGGGAACUAUGGGGCAGUAAAGUUAGUUGCAAGGAAACGUUUCCUGCACGGAAACGUAUGAACAUGUUAAGCAAUUUAUGUUAUUAGUUAUUUUUCAUCGAUACAAAGCCCUUGCGAAAAUAAAGACGCAAAUCCCGUGGCUUACAAUCAGAAGUUCAAUUUAUCACUCUUGACAAACUGAAGAGGCAAUACAAAGCAAAAUUUACGUUAACCUCCUUUAAGACUAUACAUGCAGAUGUUAAGGUCCUCGUUAAACAGCUGAUUCGUGGUUUGCAUAAACAACCUGCGCUGAUUCGCAUGCCUAAGUGAUCCCCCUUUUGAGAACCAUGCAAUACGAGCAUCAAGGUAGGGAUGAAGGGUCACCGAAUUCUUAAGCACGCAACCAAAUUUUAAAGUUUAAAAUGAAUUAUCUAGCUACUUGUUACAAAAUAACACGUUGCAUGCUUUAAGGAUUACAGAGUAUAAGUAAGUCUUGCGAAUUACCACACUAAGCAAUGACAACAAUCCGUGAGGUUCUCUAAACACAGUAUUCAAAUUCCGCUGGAUUGGGUGAUGUUGAUUUGCAUCUGAUAAGAAAGCGGGGAUUAACGCAUGGGAUGCGUCCGCAUGGAAAGAUUGGAAUAUAAGGGAAAUAAAUUGACGUGUUGUACUUGAGCAUGUAACCAAUGUACCAUUCUUUCAAAUGACGGAAAUCGAGCGGAUGGAAGUCCUUUCUGCAUUUAGGUGUUCCUAACGCGAGUUAUACAUGGUUAGUAUAAAAUGCAGAUACCAGAUGUUCCUGUCCCAAUUUGGCAUGUUCAGUACCUAGUCUUACUGACGCUUCAGUCUCUUUGGAACGCCUUGGAAUAAACAGCUUGCGUGUCAUCAAAGUAUAACAAACAUGAAUCAUGCAACACCUUCCAGCCCAGCUGCAGCGUCCGGCAGAGAAAAGAGAAUGAGCGAAAAAUCGUCCUCUUUUAUGAUGGAAAAUCUGUUGAAGCCGGAUGGGGACAGAGGAGAACAAGAACCGAAACAGACUCCAUCAAAAAUAAAAGCCCUUUCUGUGGCGGCCCACCUUGCAGAUAUCAUAUUAGAGGCACAUUGUGGCUCUUCUAUACCACAGCAUCGUCGUACACGCACUGCCUUUAAUCGUCACCAGCUAAAAGUUCUUGAAAAUACCUUUUCCAGAACCCAUUAUCCGGAUACAGCGUUGCGAGAGGAGCUGGCUUCAUGUACAAAUCUACCAGAAUCAAGAAUCCAGAUAUGGUUCAAGAACAGAAGGGCAAAACUCAGACGAAACGUGACAAAUUGUAAUACCUACUCCUUGAUUCCAGUUCAUUACCCAUCAUACCAAGUAUCUCAAGGAGACUCUGUCUCAUUACCAGACCGCUCCACAGGAUUUUCAAAUUGCCAAAGAUCGGCAUUUUCGAUGUACCCGGCUCACGUUCAUGACCAUAUAAGAGAAAAUAAUUACCGUGGUUUCCACCAUGUAGUAAGGGACUCAUGUGGCUUUGUGGCGUAUAUAUAACUAAACAAAACACGGAGUCAGCGGACCAUACUCGCCAAUUGGUUAAGUUUGUUAUUGCCAGAUUAUGCUGUUUUUGUUCUUGCACUGUUGCCCACAUACACUGCUGCACAGAGAAUGGCAGGACAACUAGACUACAUAUCGUCCUCGCCUUGAGAGAGCUAUAAGCCGAUAAGACCUUACAUACUUAGUUCGCACUGUGAAAAAAAGAUUCCGUUUGUCGAGUUUUUUUCGUGGCUAUAGCAGCAAGGGAAAUCUAGCAGUUUGUUAAAGAUAGCUCCCCUCAUACCUUAGGUAUUUAUUUUAAAAAUAUCUUGUAAGUCUAUUCACUUCAUUUACUGUCGUCUCUCCCAACGUCCAGACACCUCAUAAUCAGGCUAACCUCAUUAUAGCUAUUUUAAAGUAGAGCAGAACAUGACAAGAACGCAGGUCUACUUUCCCUACAUGGCUUAAUUGUUCGCUAAAUCUAAUAAAAAGCUCCAUGACGGGGCUACGGUCGCGACUCACCUCUAUCAUAAAAAGACGCAGGUUUGUUUUUUUCAAACGGAUUAAGACUGUCAUUUGAAAGACUAUAGUACAGACUCUUCUCAACCGCGUCCACUUCUCUGUUGCAAAAUUUAAAUUGUUCAAUAAAGGAAGUUUUGUUUACAAUAAUUGCCUCAUUAACCUAAGUGAUUCCGUUUCUGAUUGCGCUAAAAAAUAUUAAUUCUUUAUUGAAAGGUCAUAGCUCGAUUAAUUAUCCCCAAGAACUUGAGAACGGUGCAUGAAAUACGUUUUGUGCCACGAAGGAUUUAAAAACUCAAAAUGAAACGAAUGUGUGGUUUUGUUAGCGCUUUUGAAAGCCAAUAUCUCUUCAAUAUUACACCCAGAGAGGUAAACAUUUCACCAUGCACUGAGUAAAAUUAAAAGCCUUUAGUUUAGACUCUUCUCAACCGCGUCCACUUCUCUGUUACAAAAUUUAAAUUGUCCAAUAAAGGUGUCUGGGUUUACGAUAAUUGCCUAAUUAACAUAAGCGAUUUAGUUUUUGAUUGAGUUACAAAAACAGCAGUUUUUUUUAUAGAAAGUCAUAGCACUAUAAAUUAUUCCAAGGAAUUUGAGAACAGUGAACGAAAUACUUUUUGUGCCACGCUGGUUUAAAAACUCGAAGUGAAACAACGAAUGUGUGGUCUUGUUACCCGGGGAGGGGGUACUUUGGGAAUUUCUGGGUGGGGAUGUGCCGCUGGGACCCUGGAACCC